GAUGCAGUGACCUAUGGUGAUGUGCUCAUCAAAUUCACUCAAGAACAAUGGGCUUUGCUGAAUAAUUCCCAGAAAAAUCUCUACAAAGAUGUGAUGCUUGACACCUACAAGAACCUCUCUGACAUAGGCUACAACUGGGAAGGGCAUAAUAUUGAAGAACUUUGUCAAAGUUCAAGAAGACAUAGAAGGUAA
Cricetulus griseus (Chinese hamster) is the source of this 192-nucleotide messenger RNA. The record is from RefSeq and is a predicted model, not a curated record. NCBI's taxonomy places the organism in Eukaryota, Metazoa, Chordata, Mammalia, Rodentia, Cricetidae.